AUGCCAUUUAUUUUCCAAGCUGACCAAAAAGAAAUUUCGACCAUUCGUAAUGUCCCACUUUGGCACUGUGCUGUUGGUCGGUUCAUGGUGUACAGCAGUCGAGGUAUUAGUGCUUCUACGGAACUGGACAAACUGAAACGAAACGACCUACCAAUCCCUACUCAGUAUUGUAUCGCUGAUUUUUGGAUCGAAUUCAAGCAAGGCCAAACAAAAAGCAUAUAUUUGGAUGCAAAUGCAGAUAUAAAAGGCAGAUGUAAUUCAAUUGAAAGCAUUUUUUGUCAGCUAGUCGGACCGGGAUGUCUCAAUGAUUUGUUAUAUGUAUCACAUGUUCAAGCAAAAUAUCAGUGCUGUUGUAAUCGUGGAAAUUUGUGUAAUCACUGGGGCAAUGGCAAUCUUUUCAAAAGCAAAUAUCAAAUUAGUCUAAAACCAGAGGAUUUGCAGAAUGUUGCAUUUCAAUGUCACAUCAAGGCUAUAGCAUAUUUGACGCAAGUUUUUAUGAAAAGCACUAAGGACGAUUUAUCAAAAAUAUGUUGGCGAUCAUUUGAUUUCCAUUUCGAGCAAGAAAUCCUCAUGGUUCCUGGAGUUUCGUAUCAGCAAGAAAUGAUUUACCGGGUGGCACGUAAGGAAUUCUCUGACCAACAUUUGGUUUGUGAAAUAUUGAAUGUGUUCCCACUACGACCACAAAAUUGUCAUCGAAAGGAUUAUAUACAUCAGCCUAUCACUUAUCAAUUUUUCAAAUGUGAAUGUAGACAGCGCAUGACAUAUCUCAGUCUAUUGAUGGAUUUAUUUUUCAGUUACCUGUUGAAAGAAAGCGAAACUGAAACUUGUGAUGAAAAUAUGGCCAAUUAUUUCGAACAAUACAAAGAUACUCUUGUAAGGCCAACUUGCUACGAGGCGUAUGAUGAAAGUGGGCCAUCAACAAUUGAAUUAUAUUCAGUUACCCGGACUAUUAGUUUUACUGGUGUUUCAAUCAGAAGAGUGGUGACAAAUAGUACUCCGAUUUGUGUUACUUUUGUCAGAAUUAGCCGCGAAAGCGUUUCGUUUGGUAUACACGCAUUACGUCCAGCAAAAACAGUCACUAAGGGUCAAGAUUCGAGACGUUUUAUGAAGCUUGGACGGCGUCAAACUAAUGUAUUUGUACAACGAUGUCAAUCAAAUUCAACUAAAUCAUGUAAUGGUUUCGAAAAUUUGAUUGAACAUUUGUUGCCAUUUGCGUUACACCACUAUGCAGGUAAUAGAGAACCGUCUGGUUACUCGAAAUGUUUUAUUACAGAUGAUUUACAGCGAAUAAACUGUAAAACGAAUUUGGGAUGCUUCGAUUUUCAUUCUUUCGGCGGUGAAAGGCAACGUGGAUGUAUUGAUGAAAUACCAAGCCUAGUGGAACAAAAGCCUGAAUUAGCGGUGCUAAAUUAUUGUAAAUACGUAAAGUUGUGCAGUCAAGCUCAAUCGCCAACGAAUAAGAAUAUGGGCUUCAGUACUUUUGAAUCGAUUUUCUGA
This is a messenger RNA of Loa loa (African eye worm), 1497 nucleotides long. RefSeq lists its product as hypothetical. The coding region runs from base 1 to 1497 and encodes 498 amino acids. NCBI's taxonomy places the organism in Eukaryota, Metazoa, Nematoda, Chromadorea, Rhabditida, Onchocercidae. The record is from RefSeq and is a predicted model, not a curated record. The transcript has 10 exons.